Molecule: messenger RNA, 3630 nt
Organism: Cadophora gregata
Lineage: Eukaryota; Fungi; Ascomycota; Leotiomycetes; Helotiales; Ploettnerulaceae
Gene: SMC3
Product: Structural maintenance of chromosomes protein 3
Exons: 4
Coding region: 1-3630 (1209 amino acids)
Biological process (GO): mitotic sister chromatid cohesion
Cellular component (GO): chromosome
Molecular function (GO): double-stranded DNA binding; ATP hydrolysis activity; ATP binding
Source: RefSeq, a predicted model, not a curated record
AUGUACAUCAAGCAGAUUAUCAUCCAGGGCUUUAAGAGUUACAAAGAACAAACCGUCAUCGAACCGUUUUCGCCCAAGACAAAUGUUAUAGUUGGUCGCAAUGGCUCAGGCAAGAGUAACUUCUUCGCAGCUAUUCGAUUCGUUCUCAGCGAUGCAUACAGUCAAAUGGGUCGCGAAGAGCGACAAGCUUUGUUGCAUGAGGGCUCGGGUUCGGCGGUAAUGUCCGCUUAUGUUGAGAUCAUAUUCGACAAUAGCGACGACAGAUUCCCAACUGGAAAGGAGGAGCUUAUUCUGCGAAGAACGAUCGGCCUCAAGAAGGAUGAAUACUCACUGGAUCGCAAAAAUGCCACGAAAACGGAUGUCAUGAACCUUUUGGAAUCGGCUGGUUUCUCGAGGUCGAAUCCAUACUACAUUGUUCCUCAAGGACGCGUCACUGCUUUGACGAAUAUGAAGGAUCCCGAAAGACUCAAUCUGUUGAAGGAGGUUGCAGGCACUCAAGUCUACGAAGCACGUCGCACGGAGUCUUUAAAGAUCAUGACUGAAACAAACAACAAGCGUGCCAAGAUUGACGAGCUUCUCGACUACAUCAAGGAGCGUCUUGCGGAACUGGAGGAAGAGAAGGAGGAGCUGCGUGGUUACCAGGAAAAGGAUAAAGAUCGCCGAUGUCUUGAAUAUGCAUUCUACCAUCGAGAACAGACGGCAUUGGCGCAAGCACUUGACGAGAUUGAAGAAGCUCGACAAGGUGGCAUGGAAGGCUCAGAUGAGCAGAGAGCGUCAUUCUUGGCUGGUGAAAAGCUCAUUCAAGAGCUGGACGCAGAAACCAAGCAACUUACUCGCCAAAUGGAGUUACUGAAGCUUGAGCGCCGUCAAUUGGACGAAGACAGACGGGAGGCCUCAAAAACCCAAGCAAAGGUUGAGUUAAAGGUUAAGAGCUUGACAGAUGGUCAAUCGGCUGCGGAGCAGGCCAGAUCCCGGCACCAACAGGAGCUCAAGGCUGUUAAGCAAGACAUUGCGUCAAAAGAAGCCGAGCUUGCGAAGAUUCUCCCAGAUUUCAAUAAUCGGAAGGCGAAGGAGUUGGAAGUUCGCAAAAAUCUCGACACCGCCGAAGCCGCAAGAACCAGACUCUACAACAAACAGGGACGGACUUCUCAAUUCAAGAACAAGGCAGAGCGGGAUGCCUGGUUGAAGGAUGAAAUCCAGAACCUCAGCACCGCUCUGGGUGAACAAAAAGCCAACCGCAUCGAUGCUUCAGAGGAAGUUAAGGCAGUUCAGACAGAAAUCAAGAGUCUGGAAGGCGAGAUUGCAGGCCUGCGCAAGCGCUUCGAAGGUUGGGGAGGCAGCAGACAAGCACUGUAUGAGGAAGUGACUACCGCUAAGGAUGGCCUGGAAAAACUUCAGGACGAACGAAAGGUUCUUCGUCGUGAGGAUGACAAGCUGGAGUCUAUGAUCGAAGAUGCACGCCAGGAGAGAAAUCGCGCCGAGAAGGAGCUUUCGCACACCAUGGACAACGCCACAUCGAGAGGUCUAGCGGCCAUUCGACGUCUCAAACAGGAACACAACGUCACUGGCGCUUAUGGUACUAUUGCUGAGCUUCUCGAUGUCCCAGAAGUCUACCGAUUGGCUGCGGAGCAGACUGCUGGAAAUAGCCUCUUCCAUUAUGUUGUUGACAAUGAAAAGACUGCGACUUUUUUUGCUGACGCUCUGUACAAGCAACGGGCUGGAAGAGUCACAAUCAUUCCUAUGGCUGAGCUCAGAACUCGCCCAACGAAGCUGCCAAAUGCAUCUGAUGCUAUUCCCUUGCUUGGCAAGCUCAAAUAUGAACCGAAGUUUGAGAAGGCGAUGAGCCAUGUCUUUGGCAAGACAGUAAUCUGUCCAUCCCUGCCUGUUGCGGCGCAAUAUGCUCGGAGCCACGGUUGUAAUGCUAUCACAACUGAUGGUGAUACUGCGAAUAGAAAAGGAGCUAUGACUGGUGGAUACAUCGAUCCCCGAAAGUCACGUCUUGAGGCGGUUCGCGCGGUCAGCAAGUGGCUCGACGAAUAUGAGUCGUUAAAGGCUCGGUCUGAUGAGAUCAGAAGAGAAGUCGAGCAGAAGGACAACGAGAUCACAAGUGCCAUUGGUGAUUUACACAAAUUACAACAGAAUCUCAGCCGAUUGGACGAAAGCUUCGACCCGCUCAAAGUCGAACUAAGAACUAAGAGCACCCAACUCGAAAAGCUGAAGGGUUCACUUGACGCCAUAAACAGUCGCAAGGAUGUCGUUGAUCAACUGAUCAGAUCUCAUGGGGAGAGCAUUUCCGCCUAUGAACUCGACUUAGCUGCCGAUUUCAAGAAGGCAUUGACAUCUCAAGAAGAGCGCCAACUCGAGCAGCUCAAUACCUCAGUCCAGGAACUGCAACAAGAAUGGAACGAGCUCAGCAAGGCUCGACGUGAGCUUGAAGGUCGCAAGCAGCUCCUCGAACUGGAUCUUCGAGAAAAUCUUCGACUGAAGUUGGAUCAGCUAAGUAGUCAAGAGAUUGACACAACCGCUAGCGGGGGAUCUGGGAACCUCAAGGAAGCCCAGCGUGAGUUGAAGCGGGUCCAGAAAGCAGCAUAUGCUGUUACGAGUAAGCUUCAAGAUGCCGAAACCCAGAUUGAGCAAAUCGAAGUAAAAAUCUCGAACCUUGCAAAGGAGAAAGCCCAGCAAGUGGAGCAACAAUCCGAGACCGCAAAGGCCAUCGAGAAAGCCCAGAAGAGGAUGGAGAAGAGUGUUGCAAAGAAGGCAUUAUUGACUUCAUCUGCUGCCGACUGCGCUAAGAACAUUCGCGACCUUGGAGUCCUUCCCGAUGAGGCUUUCGAGAAAUACUCCGACAAAGACUCGAAAUACAUUACCUCCAAGCUUAAGAAAGUCAAUGAUGCUCUUAAGAAAUACAAAGGCGUCAACAAGAAGGCGUUCGAGCAAUACAACAGCUUCACCUCCCAACGAGAUAGUUUGACGAAGCGAAGAAAGGAACUCGACGACGGCCUCACGUCUAUCCAAGAUCUUGUUGAAGUACUCGAUCAACGCAAAGAUGAAGCUAUCGAACGAACCUUCAAGCAAGUAUCCAAGGAGUUUGCAUCCAUCUUUGAGCGACUUGUGCCUGCUGGCCGUGGCCGUCUAGUCAUCCAACGCAAGACUGAUCAGCGCGCUCGAGAUGAGGAAGACUCUGAUGAAGAACCUCGGGAGAGUGUUGAGAACUAUACAGGUGUUGGCAUUAGCGUGUCUUUCAACAGCAAGCACGAUGAGCAACAACGUAUUCAACAGUUGAGCGGAGGUCAAAAGAGUUUGUGUGCCCUCGCACUGGUUUUCGCCAUCCAACAAUGCGAUCCAGCACCAUUCUACCUCUUCGAUGAAAUCGACGCAAAUCUUGAUGCCCAAUACCGAACCGCCGUUGCACAAAUGCUCGAAGAGAUCUCGGCUCAGCAGAGCAGCCAAAAUGCUGACAAUGGCGCUGGGGGUAUGAGCGGACAAUUCAUCUGCACGACUUUCAGACCGGAGAUGCUGCUCGUUGCGGAUAAGUGUUAUGGUGUCACGUUCCACAAUAAGACCAGUGGUAUCGAUGCUGUCAGCCGAGAGGAAGCUUUGAGAUUUGUGGAUGGUGAGGCGCCAAAGUAA